AUGGAGCUCAGGCAGCUGGGCAGCAGCGACCUGCGCGUCUCCUCGCUCUGCCUGGGCACGAUGCUGUUUGGCGAGAGCACGCCGCCGGCGGAGGCGGAGCGCCUGUUAGGCCUGGCUGCCGAUGCGGGGGUCAACUGCUUUGACACAGCAGAGAUGUACCCCGGCCGGUCGGAGGAGGUGCUGGGGGCGUGGCUGCGGCGGCAGCGCCUGCGCCCGCGCUGCGACCUGGUGGUUGCCACCAAGGUGUCGGGGCCGGGCGGCAUGGGGUGGCUGCGCGGCGGGCCGGCGCGCCUGGAUGGCGCCAACAUCACCGCCGCGCUGGAUGCCAGCCUGCGGCGGCUAGGCACCGACUAUGUGGACCUGCUGCAGCUGCACUGGCCAGACAGGCAGGGGCUGCGCUGCGCUGGGCUGCGCUGUGGUGUGCCGCAGCUGGCCUGGCUUUCUGCUGACCUGCCGCCGCGCCACCUGCGGCAGCCUGCCUCGUAUGUGCCGAUGUUUGGAGACCUUGACUACGACCCAGCCAUGGCCUAUGCCGCAGCCAGCUUCGAGGAGCAGCUGGGGGCGCUGGCGGCGGCGGUGGAGGCGGGCAAGGUGCGGCACGUGGGGCUGAGCAACGAGACGCCCUACGGCCUCAUGCGCUUCUGCCAGCUGGGUGAGCGGUCAGGAGGUUGGCAGGCAGUGGCUGCUCAUGCCCAGAAGCAUAACGCCUACAGCCUGCUGUGCCGCACGUUUGACGCGGGCCUGGCAGAGUGCUGCCACGCGGAGCGCGUGUCGCUGCUGGCCUACUCCCCUCUGGCCAUGGGGCUGCUCACCGGCAAGUACCUGGCAGCAGGGGGCGGCCCGCCAGACGCCAGGCUGAACAAGUACCGGGGGCAGUACGCUGAGGCGGAGUCGCGGUACGGGCCAAAACCCAAUGUGCAUGUAGCGGUGACAGCCUACUGCCGGCUCGCAGCGGACUGGGGCCUGACAGGCGCCAGCCUGGCGCUCCGCUUUGUGCUGGCCCACUCGCUUGUGGCCAGCGCGGUGGUGGGCGCCACCAGCUCGCGGCAGCUGCAGGAGCUGCUAGAUGCGGCGCGGCAGCCGCCCUUGGAUGAGGGGCUGCUGCAGGCGGUGGAUGCCGUGCACAGGCGCUUCCCCAACCCCACGCCAUAA
Messenger RNA from Chlorella variabilis, 1152 nucleotides. RefSeq lists its product as hypothetical. The coding region runs from base 1 to 1152 and encodes 383 amino acids. The record is from RefSeq and is a predicted model, not a curated record. The transcript is spliced from 8 exons. NCBI's taxonomy places the organism in Eukaryota, Viridiplantae, Chlorophyta, Trebouxiophyceae, Chlorellales, Chlorellaceae.